This is a messenger RNA of Pocillopora verrucosa, 1094 nucleotides long. Lineage: Eukaryota; Metazoa; Cnidaria; Anthozoa; Scleractinia; Pocilloporidae. The record is from RefSeq and is a predicted model, not a curated record.
UCAAUUGAGAAGUACUGAGAUAAGUAAUUAUGGCUCGUUCGAAGAUGUCAAUACCUUUAUUGGAAGCUUAAUGAACACAGCAUCAAGAGCGUUUAAAAGAGGUGUUAUUGAAUGUGAAGAUCGCUCUCUUGAUGAGCCAUGCGCUGAAGAAUUAGCGAAGAAAAGGUCAGGUCGUGGUUAUUUCUCUCCUGAAAGCUCACCGAAAGCUGCCUUGAGGAUGCUGUAUGACGUUAUCAUUGAGCCGAUUGGUGAUCUGAUCAAUGGCGAUGAAAUUAUCUUUGUUCCCGAGAGUUCAUUGUGGUCUGUCCCUUUUGCUGCAUUGAUGGAUCCCGAGUCAAAUUAUUUGUGUGACUCUUUCCGAGUUCGAAUGACUCCAUCCCUAACUACUUUGAAGUUGAUAAACGAUUACCCAGACGACUUCCACAAUAAGAAAAGUGCUUUACUUGUGGGUGAUCCAUGUUUAGAGGGGGUUCUUUACGAGGGGAGGAAGUUCGAUCCACUGCCAUGUGCGAGAGAAGAAGUUGAGAUACUCGGGAGAAUCCUUGGCGCUGAUCCUCUUAUUGGUGAAGAAGCAAGAAAAGAUGAAGUGUUGAGGCGACUUCCCUCUGUUGCCUUGGUGCACUUUGCUGCACAUGGCCGAAUGGAAACAGGCGAAAUUGCCUUGGCGCCACGAAGUACCUGCUCAUCACUGCUCUUUGUUGAGGAGGAUUUUAUUCUAACAAUGAAAGAUGUGCUGGAUGUUCGGAUGCGAGCGAGGCUGGUUGUGUUAAGUUGUUGUCACAGUGGUCGUGGAGAGAUUAAGGCUGAGGGAGUUGUUGGAAUUGCAAGAGCGUUUUUAGGUGCCGGCGCUCGCUCUGUUCUCGUGUCGCUGUGGGCAAUUGAUGACAAGGCUACUCUCGUGUUUAUGAAACAUUUCUAUGAAGAACUGGUUACUGGCAAGCUUGCAAGUGAAGCUCUUAACCAAGCUAUGAAGAACAUGAAAGAGUCUGAAGAGUUCAGCGAUGUGAAGUACUGGGCACCCUUUGUACUCAUUGGGGAUGACGUCACUCUGGAAUGAAUUUGAAGAUAGGAGUUUGGGAUAUUGUCAGAUGGAG